GUACGUCAUUACGUCAGGACGCAGGGAAUUGCAUUGUGGUCGCCGGUGUAGAAACAGAAACCACCACACACCGAAUUUUAACUCGACGGGACUUUUUAAAGCUGGGAACUUGUGUCCAGCCUGAACAGCCGACAUGUCGUCAACAUCCCAAAAGCACAAAGAGUUUGUGGCCGAGCCCAUGGGGGAGAAGAACGUGAUGGCUCUGGCAGGCAUCGGGGAGGUCCUGGGUAAAAAGCUGGAGGAGAAAGGAUUUGACAAGGCGUACGUCGUUCUUGGGCAGUUUCUGGUGCUGAAGAAAGAUGAGGAGUUGUUCCGAGACUGGCUGAAGGACACCUGUGGGGCAAAUGCCAAGCAACAGCGAGACUGCUUUGGCUGUCUCAAGGAAUGGUGCGAUGCCUUCCUAUAAACACAUAGUCAUUAUUUUCUACUUCUGAAGUCCAAACUGCACAAUACCUCUUCAGCGAUCUUCAUUCAAUUCAGCUGCAACAUGUGUGAACUGACACUACACAGUAAUGGGGCUUAUUGGCACGUGCCCUCCUCAUGGUCUUCAACAAGUAGGUCUAAACUAAUAGUUGCCAACUUCUCUCAGUAAUUGUUGUUGAAGAAAUUUGUAUAGUUGAUGGCACAGUGUGGUAAGGUGAGCUCACUGCCCUCUUCACAGCAGAUAUUUGGAUUUGUUUUAUACGCCACUUGAUGCCACAAUUGUGCACAGCAAUGCGAUGAUGUUAGACGUGUUGGAAAAAAAUGUGAAAAGUUCAAACACCUGCUCUGAAAAAUGUCUACUUUCCAGUGGGAUGCUGCUUGGAUUUAAAUACUCAUAUUAGCCAAGAUAAUGAAAAUACUGCAUAUAAUUUCUCGGCAAGGUAGAAUUUUACAGUUGUUUGAUUCAUUGUUAAUGUACUUGGAAUUUCCCCUUUUAAGCUCAGCACUGCUGAUUUGUUCUGUGUUUAAUUUUCCUUCUUCCUCAAAUUGUUGAUCGCUUCAGCACACUUCUUCUGUGUACUGUGAUAAGCUGUCCCUACACACCAAACAAAUACUGAUCCUUCACUCUUGGGUGCCUGUUGGCUAAGUUUUAAUACCAUGGGCAAUAUCAAUUGUUAACUUUUUUGUUUCUAAUGGGCUCACCUUAUCACUGGUUUAGUUUGUACGGUUCGAUCAACAAUGUUAAGACAUUUUCUUGGUGAGAAAGGUUGUUUACGUGAAGGGGGAUGUGGCCAGUUUUAUGUGAAACACAAAACCUCAAUGUGGUCUCAGCUGAUGUUUUUAAAAAUUGAGCGUACUUAUUAACUUAACUUUAAAUGAAGACAAUACAAGGCCACACCCCACAUCUGUUGGAAGCUUGUUUGGACCUGGAAAUGGAAAUGUAUGUAAAUAAAGUUGCCAAUGAAACAAAUUCAAAUAUUGUCAGAGAAACGUGUCACUCUAUUGCCGAUCAUUGUGUUUAACAUGAGCUGAUUGUUAGUAGCAAGGUAGUCGGACAAUAAGCUACAGUCGAUGUUUAGGGUCUUUAGCUUUUCACGUGUAGGUGUCCUUCAAUGAUCAUUAUGAUAUGAUAUUAGGCAAAUAAUUCCGCUGAGACUCAAUGCUGGUGAUCACCGGGCGGCCAUCUUCAUCCAGAUCAAAGUAUGAGUUGCUGGACUUAUAGGCGAAGAUGUGUUAAAAUCUUCAGAAGUUGCUUUUCUUCCCACAUAUCAGUAAAUGAACCUUUCUGAUCUGUCGUGUGACCCAAAUAAAGAACAUUUCAUUCUUUCAAGUUGCUUUAAAUGGAGGUGAAGCAGCAGUAGGGUUUAACACAGCCCUGACUUUAGUUCAGGGCUUCAUAGUGAAGCUUAAUAUUAUAUCUGACUGUAUUUUUAAACAUGAGAUGCCUUAAUGCAUGCUAGUUUAAGCAUUUAAUUCCAUCUACUGAGCUACAAACUCUGCAAUAGUGCACGUUUGGUGUGUUUCCUCCCUCCACAUUGGUGCUUGCGGUCACCAGCUGUAUCAGGAUAGAAGCGUUGUGUAGCAGCUGCUUGUUCAACACUGGCCCACGUGUGAGCUUUUGAUUGUGGAAAAACCUUCCAGCUUUUAUAUCACUUUUAUUACAAAAUAAAAAGGCAAGUAUCAGAUUUGGACACGCGUGUGUGUUUUUGUUUCAUG
Salarias fasciatus (jewelled blenny) is the source of this 2139-nucleotide messenger RNA. Its product is annotated as barrier-to-autointegration factor. Lineage: Eukaryota; Metazoa; Chordata; Actinopteri; Blenniiformes; Blenniidae. The transcript has 3 exons. Gene Ontology annotation, cellular component: condensed chromosome; nucleus. The record is from RefSeq and is a predicted model, not a curated record. Gene Ontology annotation, biological process: chromosome organization. Bases 134 to 406 code for a protein of 90 amino acids. Gene Ontology annotation, molecular function: DNA binding.